Exophiala oligosperma is the source of this 2260-nucleotide messenger RNA. RefSeq lists its product as uncharacterized. The record is from RefSeq and is a predicted model, not a curated record. The transcript is spliced from 2 exons. Lineage: Eukaryota; Fungi; Ascomycota; Eurotiomycetes; Chaetothyriales; Herpotrichiellaceae. Gene Ontology annotation, molecular function: DNA-binding transcription factor activity, RNA polymerase II-specific; zinc ion binding. Gene Ontology annotation, biological process: regulation of DNA-templated transcription. Bases 113 to 2260 code for a protein of 715 amino acids.
GAAGUUUUCCAUUCCCUGAAACAGAGCGCCUUUUGAAUAUACCACAGGUGCAUUGGCUUUUGGCCUAAGUGCGCCCAACCUCGCAUCAACAUCACUUGGCUCCUUAGGGGCGAUGCCCAGCUCACGCAUCACACGCUCUUCUCGACGUCAAAAUGCGAGCUGUGAUCAAUGUCGGCACUCGAAACGUCGCUGUUUGUUAGAAACUCCCAACAAUGAAGGCGAUUCCAGUAGUAGCAUCUGCUUCAAUUGUGAAAGGUUGGGAUACACAUGCACUUUCAACUUUGCGGCAUCCCAAUCCAAGGGACGAGCAGACAGGAAAGCACGACUGAAUGACUCUCAGGCUUCGAGCUUAACACCACAAUCAUCGGACUCGAGCAGAACCGUCCGUAAUGGCAUUGUCAAUGAGGUUUCAGCCAUUGAAACUUCAAUGGCUUUCGAUCCUGGUGACAGUGAUUUGUUACCUUGGCUUGAUUUCGACCUAGAUGGCAUCGAUCAAUUCGAUUUGUCUACGUCGCUAUUACUCCCCCAAACCACAGAUUCCCUUGCACUAUCUGGUGAUGUUGUUCCAUUGGCGUCACCGCAGAACCAUUCGCAAUACAGAACAAGAUCAGUCGUUGGCUGUGCAUUCAACAGCCCAACGCACCUGCUGAAUUCCAAAUCAAAUGCGACUAUCCUUGACGAGCACUUGUCUCAGAUAUACGAAACGAUAACUGUUGGAGCUGGUUCGGUCUUCUUGGACUACAAUUGCAACAUGUAUACAGGCCGAUAUCGAUACGAAUUGGAAGAGAACAUUCCACCCUCGCAUGUCAAGUAUUCCGCUUCCGUGUGGGAAAUUCACAACAAGGGUCUCCCAGACUCAGAUCCAUAUUCUAAUACUCCGCGAAUCGCCUCUGCGCCAUGUGCAGAUACAUCAGAUUUGCAAGUACGAUCGCAACGCCUACCCCUGGGAAGUACGACACCGAGGAUGAGAGUAAUCGGGGCUUUUCGCUUUCUAGAUCAUUUCAAUGAUUUAUGGGGCAUCCCACUCAGCUCAGCCGAUAGGAAGCAUUCUGACGAAAUUCUCAAAGCGGUUCUGAGAGCAUUCUCGUUUCAGUGGCUGUCAAUGUCUGACACUAUGUCACCUUUGGGGGCGUUUCUUUCAACGCCCAACGGAAACAUACAGCAAGAGACUGAAGAAUUCGUUGAUGCAUGGCAUAAUGCGCGAUCAUUAAUCAAUGACUCCAGGUCAAUUUACUCUUUCAGGGUGGUGUAUGCUACUCUUCUCUUUGACACUAUCGAUGUGCCACAAGAAAUAACUGGCCCAUCCGACCACGAGUUCCUCGACCUUGGUCUGGACAAGCUGUUAGCUCUGGAGGCACCUCUUCGCAAGUACUGUGCCACCCUAGGCCCUGUCUCUGAAUACGCAGGGCUUGUCGAAGCAAGCUUGAACAUUGCUCUGUGGUUUGGAUAUCUUCGAGACACAGUGGUGAGCCUCUUUACACAACGGCCAUGCAGGAUGCUAGAUAUCCCCAGGCAACGAAAAUUCUCGUUGUCUCAGGCAGAUAUCAUUAAAGUGGAAGGUGGCUUUCCUGAUAUCUGCAGAGAAGCACUCGCAAACUCCGCUCAUGUAUGGAGACAGAUAAGUCGGUUCAAAAAUGAGGCGUCAAGGACCAGCGAAACAGUAAUGAAGUCUACUUCGUCGAUUUUCGCAGCUAUUGAUGAUUACGAAGCGACAUACCAUAUCCUUCUGGACUUCCCUCUGGAAAGCACAGCGCAUUUGCCCGUCGGCUCUACCAAGUUUUGGGUUGUACUGAUGUUCUUUUGGUACCUCGGAGUCCUCGUUGUCACUGAUACUGUACAGUCUAUGACAGCCAGCAACGAAGUUCUGUACCAAAAGUUCGUCUCGAUGCUUCGGCAUCAUCAGCAGCAAGCCAUUUCAGCACUCACACGAACGGUAGAAUGCGUGAGAACAUUACCAACUCCGGGAGCAUGGAAGCCAGAUAGUGGCUUGAGCGCCGACAUUCCAAUCACUGCGUGUCAUAUCACGCCCGCCAUGGUGGUGGCAACCCUUAAGAUGGCAAUUGCACAAAGCAUCGACCUUCAAUUACUUUCCGAUUCUGGGCUGAUAUUCGAUGGCGUUUGGGAUCAUCAAGUCCGUAUCCUUAUGAAGGCUCUUGUCUCCCUAAAAGUUACCGUGAGUGGGUCAAGGAUUGCAGGUGUAGCUCUUCAACAAUUGAUGAGAGAUCACGGGGACAUCCUGUCUGAAUGCUGGUCUACCUAA